CUCGCAGGCGCCUGGGCCGGGUGCCCGGCCGUGCGUGAGUGCGGAACAAGUCUGGGCGUGGGGAAGUGCGUGGGUGCGGGGCUGAGUGCGGCCGUGGGUGGGUGCGGGGCAGGGCGCGGGGCCGGGUGUGGGUUCGGGGCUGGGUGCAGGCCGUGGGCGGGCGCGGGGCCGGGGCUGGCGGGGCAGGGCGCAGGCUGCUGCAAGGCGGCCUCGUGGAUUCUGGCCCCGGAGCGAGGGCGGGCCCCGGACACACGAAGUGGGUUCUCCUUUUUAAAAAAAACUGCGUUGCGUUUUCCUUCCUCCACGUUAGCAUCCUGUCCGGGGUCCCCGGCCCAUGUGGCCUUUCUUCCAGCGACAGUACACUUAGCUCAGAACGGAUUCACACCCACUCUGUGUUUCCACCGGGCGCGCAGGCUCGGCAAUGCGGAGCGCCUUCUCUGAAGGACAGGCCCCGGAGUCACGACUACAGCCACAGAAAGCGGAAACCGAGCUGCAGUCCAGAGGGGAUCCCCGUACAUUUCCAGCGGGCUCAGACACAGGGUCCCCCACAAGAAGGAAACAGGACAGAAAAAGUCAGGACAUGUAUGCUGUGGAGAGUCGAGGUCUCGCCUGGAUCUUGGGUGUGUGGGUAGACGCAGCCGCUCGCAGUUUUCCUUUCCAGCGUCUCUGGGGAGCCUGGAGAUGUGCUUGGUGCCGAUGUGACACGAAGAGUGAUUGCGCUGUCCUGCAGAGGCGGUGGCGGGGCGCUGCGCUCGGGCUGGGAAAGGCCGGCCCCAGGGCGACCCCUCCGGAGGCCCCCGGAGAGCAGGUGUGCGCCUCGCCUCCCGCUGGGCAGCCAGUUCAGGAGAAAAAUGUGAAGCUUUUAUCUAAACAAAAUAUUUCUUUUGUUAAGGGCUUUCUCCACACGGAGACUUUCUAGCCACGUGAGACUUUGACCUCCCAGUCCCCCAGAUUCAGCGCUGGGACCGAGCGUCUGCUGUUAUUUUUAGUAGAAGUAUAAAAAGAAUCUCGAAAAGUUUUAGCUCUGGAGAAGGCGUGAAUACAGCUGAUGACUUCACACACUCCACUUGAGCCGCUCUUUAAGAACUCCAGGAGAUCACAAAGCAAUACGAAAGCCAGAGCAUUGCACUGGGAUGGGCUGGCGGGUGGCCUUUGGGUCCCUAUCUUAUGGGCGAUUUUUGUAUAUGGGGCAUUAGAGAUGAGUAUCACCUGGAUCACAUUUUUAGGUUGAGUUCCUCCAUGGGGGGAGCUUUAGCAGUACGCUUCCAAAUAAGAAUGUAGAUUACAAUAAUUGUAGUAAAGUGUUUGCCAGACUCAUCUCAGAGAAAGACAUUAUCAAAAGGCAUUUAUUAUCUUCCUAAUGCGUGUCUGGCACUGGGCAGACACUGUAGAAUACUAUCUUGAUUAGAGUCUCAAGGAUUUUGUACCUAACGUCCUUUACAAGUAAAAGUAUUCAAGUAUAA
Molecule: messenger RNA, 1463 nt
Organism: Nomascus leucogenys (northern white-cheeked gibbon)
Lineage: Eukaryota; Metazoa; Chordata; Mammalia; Primates; Hylobatidae
Exons: 1
Coding region: 422-919 (165 amino acids)
Source: RefSeq, a predicted model, not a curated record